AUGGCAUGUAACGGCACGUCUUUCCCAUGGCCGUCCAUGCCGGAAGACCUGACUUUGGAAACUGUUCUCAAUGAUGAAUCGCCUUACGUGAUGCUGGCUGAAUUUAAAAACUACUUGGAGAAAACCUAUUGCGGCGAGAAUCUAGCGUUUUACACGGCGGUGCACGAUUACCAGCGCGCGGUCCAAGCAGCGUUUGGCGAUCUGCUCGACAAUGCUGUGAUACUCAGUAGUGGCUAUCCUUUUCAUUUCAACGUAGCAGAAGAAGCAUGGUUAACACCGCACGAAAAAGUCCGUUUCGACGCUUUAAAGAUCAAGUUCGACACCAUCAUACAACAACACAUUUUGACCAAUGCUGUCCAAGAAAUCAAUAUACGUUAUGACAUUCGAGAUACAUUAUUGAAAUCAAAUCAGCAAGACCGUUCCUACCAUCCCCGUUUACUGACGCCUUCUUGUGAUGCGGUCGUCGAGCUGAUGCGCGCCAGCUCCUUCAUUCCUUUCGCGGCGAAUCUGGUGCGAACAGCCUCUGCUCCAGCUUCGCCAUCGACGAAAAAAAUGAAUCGUGCCCUGUAUCAAUCUCUUCGCCGCCAAAAAAGUACACCGUCCAUGUCAACCUUGGCCCGCGUCUCUUCACUUCGGGAACCUGAAACGCCCUCGGGUCAAAUAUCGACAAGGAAACUUUCUUUGUCUGCUGAUUCUUCUUCUUCCCGAGACCCUUCUUUCCUCCAUAAACUCGCUACAUCCAUGGGCUUCUUUUCUCGAUCUCCCUCAUCUUCUCAUCGGCCUUGA
Radiomyces spectabilis is the source of this 786-nucleotide messenger RNA. RefSeq lists its product as uncharacterized. The coding region runs from base 1 to 786 and encodes 261 amino acids. NCBI's taxonomy places the organism in Eukaryota, Fungi, Mucoromycota, Mucoromycetes, Mucorales, Radiomycetaceae. The transcript has a single exon. The record is from RefSeq and is a predicted model, not a curated record.